Molecule: messenger RNA, 671 nt
Organism: Ruditapes philippinarum (Manila clam)
Lineage: Eukaryota; Metazoa; Mollusca; Bivalvia; Venerida; Veneridae
Product: protein farnesyltransferase/geranylgeranyltransferase type-1 subunit alpha-like
Biological process (GO): protein geranylgeranylation; protein farnesylation
Cellular component (GO): cytoplasm; CAAX-protein geranylgeranyltransferase complex; protein farnesyltransferase complex
Molecular function (GO): protein farnesyltransferase activity; CAAX-protein geranylgeranyltransferase activity
Source: RefSeq, a predicted model, not a curated record
GUCAAUCGAACUCAACUUCACUCCUUUCGAGCGACAAAAAUGUCGGAUUCCAGUUCAGACGAAAGUAGUCAGGAAAGUUGGACUCCGUAUUCGGAGCGAGACGAGUGGAACGACAUCGCUCCUGUGUCUCAGGAUGAUGGGCCACACCCUGUGGUACAGAUCGCUUACUCUGACAAGUUUCGUGACGUGUAUGACUACUUCAGAGCUGUUGUUGACCGUAAUGAAAUCAGCGAGAGGGCCUUCAACCUCACUAAGGAUGCUGCAUCUCUCAAUCCAGCAAACUACACUGUCUGGCAUUUUAGACGUGUGCUGUUAAAAGGCCUAAAUAAAGAUCUGAAAGAGGAAUUACAAUACAUCACUCGUGUGAUCAACUCACAUCCAAAGAACUAUCAAGUCUGGCACCACAGACGUGUUAUUGUGGAAUGGUUGCAGGAACCUUCACAAGAACUUGACUUCACCGGUAAGAUCUUACAAGGGGACGCCAAAAACUACCAUGCUUGGCAACACCGUCAGUGGGUUAUACGAGAAUUUGACCUCUGGGACAACGAGCUGGAGUACGUUGAGAAACUGCUAAGGGAGGACUUGAGGAACAAUUCGGCGUGGAACCAACGUUAUUUUGUCAUCAACAAUACAUCGCAGUUCACCGAUGAAAUUAUAGACAGGGAGAUUAG